AAAGCGACUGUUUAGUCGCUGAACGCAACUCAAUGAAAAAUCAUCUUGAAUUGCCCUAGUAACGGUAAAAGUAGCUCGCGCGUCGUUCUCUUCUAUUUUCCCACCACCCCCACCUAUUUUUCGCCACAUUUAACUCUGUUUGCUGCUGCUCGGUGUGAGUUUGUUCGUUCGUUCGUUUGUUCGCUGUCCUACGCUGUCGACGCAACGUCCGUGUGUGGUAGCGUAAUUUCAAAACAGAAAUUAAAUUUUCAUUUGUUCCGCGGUAACAAAGUUAUAAACACAAGCCCACAGCCAGCAUAUUUGUGCGUGAUAAAAAAUAUUAAAAAAGAAAUAAAUUAUUUUCAUUUUUAAAAACCAACCGCAUAUAUUUUUCCUCUGAUCAUCAUGUUAUUCAUGUGUCACCAAAUGGCCAUGAAGAAGGAGGCUAAUGAGAAACAAAAAGCUGACGAAGUACGAAGGCAACAAAUUGGUAUUGGUGUACCAAUUAUCUGGGUUUUGGGUGGUCCCGGCUGUGGCAAGGGUACUCAAUGUGCCAAAAUUGUUGAGAAAUACGGUUUCGUCCAUUUGUCCAGUGGCGAUUUGUUGCGUGAUGAGGUUGCUUCCGGUUCCCCCAAAGGCCAAGAAUUGGCUGCCAUCAUGAAGGAAGGCAAGUUGGUAUCCAACGAUGACGUUUUGGGUCUAUUGGAGAAGGCCAUUCGCGAACGAUUGGAGGGCGCCAAGGGUUUCCUGAUCGACGGCUAUCCCCGUGAAAAGGACCAAGGUGUAGCAUUCGAAAAGAAAAUUGCUCCUGCUGAUUUGGUUUUGUUCUUCGAUUGUGCUGAUGCCACCUUGGUAAGCCGUGUGAUGGCUCGUGCCGCUGCCUCCACUGAAAAACGUGCCGAUGAUAAUGAGGAGACCAUUAAGACCCGCAUUGCCACUUUCAGAUCAAACACCAAUGCUAUCCUCUCACAAUACACCGAUAAGACCUUAACCAUCAAUGCCGAACGCGGUGUCGAUGAAAUUUUCAACGAUGUCACCUGUGCCUUGGACUGUGUUAUUCAAAAGAAAAAUGUCAUUGUUGCCAGUGCAUAAGAGCCACCAAGAAAGAGAGCGUAGAGAGUGUGUGUGAGAGAGAGAGAGAGAGAGAAGGAGAAGCCAAUGAUUUCAUUUGUAAUAAAUGGUUUUGUUUUUUUAUUUAAAAAUUUUUAAGUAUCCAUGCUAAAGCACAAAAUAUACCAAAGAACAUAAAUUUUAGCAGAAACCAAGUGAGAAAUCCAAUUUCAGAUAAAGAAACAGAGAAUAAUUUACACAGAGAUAGAUGAAUUUAAAGGUGCCAUGAUAGUUAGCAUGCCAAGUAACUGUUAUAAACCUGUUAUCUAACGUUUUCACUUGUAACAGCGUAAAAGAAGAAAGAUUGACCCACAUGUACAUCCUUAAAUAUUCAAAACUUUAAGAAAUGUCACAAGCAGUACAUGCUGCCUUGGGCUGUUUUGUUUGUGAAAACCUUAGAGUAUAUGGUCUCUGUUAUUAUGCUCACUUUUAUAAGACAAAAUGUUGCUAAAAUUAAAAGAAAUGGAAAUAAAAGCUUUAUUGCCCACACGUA
Messenger RNA from Stomoxys calcitrans (stable fly), 1582 nucleotides. It is a transcript of the gene Ak1, whose product is annotated as adenylate kinase isoenzyme 1. Gene Ontology annotation, molecular function: AMP kinase activity; ATP binding. Lineage: Eukaryota; Metazoa; Arthropoda; Insecta; Diptera; Muscidae. Gene Ontology annotation, biological process: nucleoside triphosphate biosynthetic process. The transcript has 7 exons. Gene Ontology annotation, cellular component: cytosol; cytoplasm. The record is from RefSeq and is a predicted model, not a curated record. The coding region runs from base 385 to 1071 and encodes 228 amino acids.